AAAAAAUGUCGUAAAGCAGUACCAUGCCUAGAAAGGAUUUAGUGACAGAAGUACCAAUUCAAAAGCCUGAAACUUCAAGAAGAAUGAAAGAUAAAGCACCGAUUCAAUUACCACCAAAGCCUCAACCAGAUACUAGUUGCAGCUUGCAGCACAUUAUCUUGGAGCUUACGAGGAAGAAAUUUUAUAGGUAUGAAUAUUUUGUUGGUACCUUUAACUCAUUGUUGGUGUUAUCUUUCGAUCAAACAGUUAAUGUGGAUGAUGCUAUGGAUGAUAUUGCGCAUCAAAUUAAAGGUGGCUUAAUGCGGACAGUUGUUGGUUCACCGUCCACUUCUUAUGAACCGGCUUUUUCAGUUACAACCAGGAACUUGUAUUGGAACUCUGAUGAUAGUAACAAACUGGGUUUAAGGCAAAGUACCUCAGAGUCAAUUAAUGGUUUUUCUGUUAACGAGGAAGGUGACAAGGAUGUAAACCAUAUGGCAGAGAAAGUAGAUUCUUCAGCACAAGUCAGUGGGUGGCAUUCUGACAAUGAAUUGGACUUAAAUGGGAUUCCGCCAAGGGUUGUUAAAUGCAAUGAAGAUGUGCAAAACUUGGAUUUUGACUCAACAAGUGGUUUGAGAGUGCAAUCUGAAUCACAUGGUGUGAGCAGAUUUCCGGAGGCAAGUUUAGCAUCAACAUCAGUUCAUAAAGAGGGUCAAAUAGAGGUGCCUCCAGAGUGGACACCACCUAAUUUAAGCGUUCCAGUUCUGAAUUUAGUUGACAAGUUAUUUCAGCUCAAGAGAAGAGGCUGGCUAAGAAGGCAGGUCUUUUGGAUAUCUAAGUAAAUAUUGCAGUUAAUGAUGGAAGAUGCCAUUGAUGACUGGCUCCUAAGGCAAAUUCAUUGUCUCAGGAGAGAAGAUAAUAUUGCUCAGGGAAUAAGAUGGGUCCAGGAUGCUCUCUGGCCUGAUGGUACAUUUUUCGGGAGUUAAAUACUCGAACUGAACUUGACGAAUGUCAAAAUGAGGGAUCUCCAAGAACUAUGAGGCAACAAGGUGGAAGUAAGGUCUCUAGACUAGUAACGUUUGAGGAACAGCUUGAAGCUGCCCGCAGGGCUAGCGAUGUGAAAAAAAUAAUCUUCAAUAGUGCUCCCACUACUUUGGUUAACUUGAUUGGGCAGAGGCAGUAUAGACGCUACGCUAGAGAUAUCUAUUAUUUGCUUCAGGUGAGCCCUACCCCGAGCCCUGACCCCAGCACCUACAAACAAGAGCAAGGAAAGUAUUAGCCAACGGUAUGUUUGAAGCAACUUGCUUACGGAAUACUAGAACUACUCUUACCGUCAAUCUUCCCCGAGCUGCUGGAAGUUGUGAUGGAUAUCCACGAGAAGAUGCGCGUUGAACCUGUAUAGGGUAGAUUUGUUUCUC
This is a messenger RNA of Olea europaea var. sylvestris, 1397 nucleotides long. RefSeq lists its product as uncharacterized. NCBI's taxonomy places the organism in Eukaryota, Viridiplantae, Streptophyta, Magnoliopsida, Lamiales, Oleaceae. The transcript has 6 exons. The record is from RefSeq and is a predicted model, not a curated record. Bases 24 to 821 code for a protein of 265 amino acids.